AUGUCAGAGGAUGAGGAUAAAAACCAAAGACUUCAAGAUUCGGGGUUAAUUGAAUGGUCUGUAUUUUCUGAGCUUGUGGCUAUGGAUGAAGAUGAAGAAGGUUUUUCCAAAUCGCUAUUUCAAACCUUUGUGGAACAAGUAAAGGAGACAUUUCAAGAAAUAGAUGCUAAUCUUGAAUCUAAAAACUUGGAAAAACUUUCAUCACUUGGGCAUUAUUUAAAAGGGUCUGCUGCAGCCUUGGGCUUAGAAUCUAUUUCGGCACAGUGUGAAAGAAUUCAAAAUUAUGGCAAGAAGAUUAACUGUGAUAAAUUUAAAUUAAAGGACGAGCCUGAUUUAAAGGAAGAAGACGACGACUUUUGGAUAAAGUUAAUCGAAGAUGCUUUAGAAAAGGCCAGAGACGAUUUUGAAAGGUCGAGGGAAGAAUUGAAUAUCUACUUUGAAGAAGAGAUAUGA
Messenger RNA from Dujonia railenensis, 453 nucleotides. Lineage: Eukaryota; Fungi; Ascomycota; Pichiomycetes; Serinales; Debaryomycetaceae. The record is from the annotation of a GenBank genome assembly.